AUGAAACGGGCAUGCGUGAAUAUUCUUUUACAUUUUCCAGACACGAUUGACCUCGUCGUAUCCCAUCAACUGCUGCUCACGUCUGAGGCUGUCACGGCUCUAAAGGGUAAUAAUGUGGGGGAGGCACUUGUGGACUUCUGCCAUUCGGAAGAUGUGGGCCUCACUGUGACAGUGAAACAUGAUCCGGAAGGGAUGAGAAAUAAGCUUUUUUUAUGCGUCAUAAUCCUCAUUGUUGUCUCCUCCGUCGCCUGUGCAGUCUUGUUGCUUGUGUGGCGCCGUGUUGAGGAUUGCAGUGUAUGUCCCACUACCGUUGGAGCUUGUGGUUAUCUCUGCGCUGGCGCGUCAUUUACUCGGCCCGGUUGCCUUUGCAGCGCGGCGGCGUGGUAUCAGGGGCCGUGUGGAUGA
Messenger RNA from Trypanosoma rangeli, 405 nucleotides. RefSeq lists its product as uncharacterized. The record is from RefSeq and is a predicted model, not a curated record. The coding region runs from base 1 to 405 and encodes 134 amino acids. The transcript has a single exon. Lineage: Eukaryota; Euglenozoa; Kinetoplastea; Trypanosomatida; Trypanosomatidae.